This is a messenger RNA of Fraxinus pennsylvanica, 372 nucleotides long. Lineage: Eukaryota; Viridiplantae; Streptophyta; Magnoliopsida; Lamiales; Oleaceae. The record is from the annotation of a GenBank genome assembly.
AUGUCUUCAAUAUGCUCAUUGUCUCUCCGAGUGAUGGUCCAUCAAUGGAGGCACAAUCACAGGAGCCUUCGCUAUUGGAUAUUACCACAUUUCAAGAGGAACCUCAGCUUCAUUCCCUCUCCUGUCUCCUUCUCAUUCAACCAGGAUGAUGAUUCUGUGCCUUCCAAACCAUACCAGUUGGGAUAUGAUCCAUCUGAGGAGAUAUUUGGAUUUUCUGCUGAUUUACAACCAAGGUCUUGGCAAAUUCUUGGUUCGACUCCUCCUGGUGGUGUAGCUGAUGACGGCACUUUCUCGUGGGCAAGCAUCUCUAGUGGUGGGUCUAUUAUUUGGGCUCUCUGUUUGGGCUUGCCGAUUAUUCUGUUGUGGCUGUGA